CGUUUUCAAACUCAGUAUUACCUUUCUUUCCCUUUUUUUUUUUCUUUCUUUCUUUCUUUCUCCUCGAUCUUUUAUGGAACAGUCUUCAAAAAAACGAAAACAACAUUCUCCAACUACUCAACUUUUAAAAAAAACACGUAUUGAAUCAGUCAAAAUUGAAAAUGUGGAUCUUAAGUUUGACACGGACACUUUACUAUCGGACAUGCAAGAAGAACCUGUUUCCUUAUUAUCAGUUACAACAGACGAUAAAGCAGAACAACAACAGAUCAAUGAUACUCAAACACUUCAAACAGAACCGAAAUUACAAUCUUGGAAUAGCGCGUUAGAUAUCAGUCUGGAACAAUUGAAAUUACAUUCUACAACAACAAAAAGAAAUCGAAUUAUUCCUUCAAAAUUAGAUGUAAUGACUUCAAAUGAAACAAAGUUAAAAUUCUGGUGGUUUGACGCUCAUCAACAUUAUAAAAAAGGAUUAAUCUACUUAUUUGGAAAGGUCUUUGAUCAUACUACAAAUCAAUAUGCAAGUUGCUGUGUCAUCGUUGAAAACCUCCUUCAAACUAUAUUUGUGUUACCUCGAACCUAUCUUUUGGAUGAAGAGAAUGAAAACUCACAGAGGCAAAUAGUAGAUAUAUCUGAUGUACAAAAUGAAUUUGCUCAAGUACUGGAACGAUACAAUAUACGAGAUUGGAAAUGCAAGAUACGAGAAAGGAAAUAUGCUUUUGGAUUAGAAAAUGUGCCUACUACUGCAAAUUAUUUGAAGAUUCAAUACAGUUUUCAAGAACCCAAAUUACCAAGUAAUAUAAAUGGUCUCACCUAUAGUCAUGUCUUUGGAACAAACACAAGCCCUUUGGAACAUUUCUUAAUUAAACGUCGUAUCAAAGGUCCACAGUGGUUGGAAAUUACUCAACCUAAAUUUAUUGAUGAAGCAAAGGAAACUUGGUGCCGAUAUGAAUUCACUGUUAACAAUCCAAAAUGUGUUUCACCUAUUCAGAAUCAUCAAGAUCAUUCUGUAUUGAAUACUCCACCUCUUUCAGUUAUGUCUCUCAAUAUUGAUACUAUGAUGAAUACGAAUUCUUUGGGCUAUGAAAUUAUAGCAGCAGCUGUCCUACAUUUUCCAAAAGUCAAAAUAGAUGAAAUUAGUCAAUUAGAACACUUGGAGAACUCAAGAUUUGUUGUCACUCGUCCUUAUGGCAAUUUAACUUCUUAUUCACACUCUGACUUGGUGGAUGCUUUGAAAAAACAACAUGACAGAGGUCUUCCUAUCAAAAUCGAACAAAGCGAAUAUGCGUUGUUGAACUAUAUAUGCAGCAAAAUCCAUAUUCUUGAUCCAGAUGUGAUUGUUGGACAUGGUCUCUCAAGGUUUACUUUAAACGCUCUAUUCAAUCGAAUGAAAGAAUGUGAUAUUCCUUUCUGGCAUAAAGUGGGGCGACUUUGUUGGAAAAAAAUGCCCAAACUCGAAGCUGAUUUCGGAACGACUCCAUUCUCUGCUGCAAAAGAAAAGACAUUACUGACUGGACGUUUGAUCUGCGACACAUUUACAGCAUGUAAAGAUUUAAUCCAAACAAACUCGUAUCAUUUAUCAGCAUUAGCAGAAUCACAACUGGGAAUUCAGCGACAAACUGGGAGCAUACAUAAUAUGACAAACAUACCUCUUGAUGGUUCACAUAUACCCACAAUUCUAUUGGCAACUCAUUGUUGGCUGGACGCAUAUUUGGUUAUGGGACUUCUCUUCAAAUUUCAAAUCCUACCUCUGUCCAAAAAAUUGACUAACAUUGCUGGCAAUCUAUGGUCAAAAUCACUCGAAUUUUCAAGAAUGAACAGGAACGAGUAUCUCUUAUUACACGAAUUCCAUCAACAGAAAUAUAUAUGUCCCGACAAGUCAUUUCAGGAUACUCAAGGUGUAGAACUAGAAGGAAUGGAGGAAGAAGAUGAAUAUGGUAAUGAACCAACACCACCUCCGUCAUUGAUAAAAGCGAAAAAAGGACCUGCAUUUACUGGAGGACUUUUAUUGGAGCCCAAGAUAGGAUAUCAUGAUCGCUUUGUCGUGCUUUUGGACUUCAACAGUUUAUACCCAACCAUCAUUCAAGAAUUCAAUAUCUGUUUUACUACUGUGCAACUGAAAAAGGUUGAUGAAGAAUGUAUAUCUAUACUUCCUAAUGCUGGAACUCCUACUGGUGUACUACCUAGGUUGAUGAGCCGAUUUGUUCAAGAAAGAAGAAAAGUGAAAGAACGGAUGAAAUCACCAAACUUGGAUGAAAAUAAAAGGAUGCAGUAUGACAUUGAACAAAAUGCGCUCAAGUUGACAGCAAAUAGUUUAUAUGGUAGUUUAGGUUCGGAUUUCUCAAGAUUCACAGCGAAACACUUGGCUGCUAUGGUUACUGCUCAAGGGAGAUCAAUUUUGCGGGAUACUGUAGAUUCAGUAGAACACCAUCUCGAAUUGGAUGUGGUAUAUGGUGACACAGAUUCUAUUAUGGUGGCUACGCAUGAAGAUUCUUUGGAAAAAGCUCAAUUGGUUGCUAGAAAAAUACAAGAUCACAUCAAUGGACGAUAUAAGCUACUGGAAUUAGGUAUUGAUGGCUACUUUAAACGAUUACUUGUUUUGGGCAAGAAAAGUUAUGCUCCUCUGAUAAUGACAAAAAGUAUGGAAAAUCCUGAUAUAUGGUUAGAAGAGAUCAAGCCAAAAGGUUCCAAUAUUUUGCGAAGGGAUUUAUCAGAACUCUCUAUCUAUGCCACUGGAUGUGUACUCAGGAUCAUUCUUUCAGACGAGGUGAACAAAUUGGAUUCUAUACACAAUUUCUUAAAAAAGACUCGAAGCAAAGUUUGUACCAAGAAAUUACCCAUUGAAAAAUUUGUUAUUCAUAAGCAAUUGACAAAAAAUAUUGAUGACUAUACAAGUGCCAAAGGACAAGCCCAUGUACAAGUAGCGUUGAAAAUGAAACAAAACGGUCGAAUCGUUAAAGGUGGAGAUACUAUAUCGUAUGUUGUAUGUAUAGCGGAAGAUGAAGAAAAUGUAGCUAUGGUCGACAAAGUGGCUUUUCCAGAAGAAGCGAAACUAGGUGAUAGAAUCAUUGAUAUCAAUUGGUAUUUACAAUAUGAACUUUUACCAUCAGUGACUCGAUUAUGCCAACCUUUGAUGGAUACCAAUGGAUUUGCAGAGUGUCUUGGAUUAAAGAUGGGAAACAACUCGAAAAGAGAAAAGCAAUUACAAAAAAUACGACAACAACGACAACAUAUUCAAAGUUUGAAUGAAACUACGCCCAUGAAGAAAUUGGAUAGAAUGAAACAAGUUCGAGCAUUUCGAGUGCAAUGUCAACAUUGUCAAACCAACGUUAAGGUUCCCGGAUACGCAAGAUAUUUGGUCUCUGAUCAGAUUUGGGUGUGUGGAUUGCAAUGUCCAAAGUGCCAAUAUAUGAUGUCAACAGCAAGUAUCGCAACUCAGUUAGAACUGGCCAUCCGAUAUUUUAUUGGACUAUAUUAUGAAGGUUGGUUUUAUUGUCAAGAUUGUGAAUAUCAAACCAAGGAUGGCACUACCAUGCAAUGUAAAAUUACGGAGGGUUGUAAUGGAUCAUUGACUCGUGAAUAUACAGCAGAUAUGCUUUAUGGUCAAUUGUUGUACUUCAAGGGAUUAUUCGAUAUCAAAAAAGAUGAAGAUGUAUUAUCACUGGAUGAUGAAGAGAAAACGAAACAAACCAUAGCAGAACAAUAUAGUGAAGUGUUUGAUAUUCUCAACAGGAUAAUUCAACGAUAUUUAGAUCAAUGCGCCUAUCGCUUUGUAAAUAUGAAUACUUUUAUAGAAACAUAUGAUUUUAUUCAAUAAAAAAGAAAGUACCUAAACUUAUUAUCAAUGUAGG
Messenger RNA from Halteromyces radiatus, 3848 nucleotides. RefSeq lists its product as uncharacterized. The transcript is spliced from 18 exons. Gene Ontology annotation, cellular component: alpha DNA polymerase:primase complex. Gene Ontology annotation, biological process: mitotic DNA replication initiation; DNA replication; lagging strand elongation. The coding region runs from base 74 to 3814 and encodes 1246 amino acids. Gene Ontology annotation, molecular function: chromatin binding; DNA replication origin binding; single-stranded DNA binding. NCBI's taxonomy places the organism in Eukaryota, Fungi, Mucoromycota, Mucoromycetes, Mucorales, Cunninghamellaceae. The record is from RefSeq and is a predicted model, not a curated record.